AUGUACAGUGUGGAAGACCUCCUGAUUUCUCAUGGAUACAAAUUGUCACGAAGCCCGCAGGCACCACGCAAGGAUCACCACGAGGGCCGUCAGCGUGAAGCAACCAGGACUCGAGCUGACCAUGGCAUGCUGAAUGGGUAUGAGAACAGUCCAGCAGCCUUCGCACAGAGUAAGAAAGCACUGGGGAAAGGAUGCGUGAGUGACCCCGAGAACCACCGAGGCACGCCCAGAAGCCACAGGGAGCCCCAGAGCUCCUCUGCUUUCAGAACUUCAGAGGUGGGGUUUUAUCACCAACCGCAGUUAGUGUGGUCCUCUCAGCCGCAGACUGGGAACGACCCAGCGUACUGGAGGAGGAGCCAGAGGGACCGAGAAGACCUGGAGGUCAGAGGACUGGCCCAGGCCCACAGUCGGCCUGUCCACUUGAGAGAGGGCCCAUGGGAUGUUGGAGCAAGGACCGAGAAUGUGACAAAGAAGGCAGUUUGGGAAGAAGAGCUGAGAAUGGCAGAGGCUGCCAAGUGGCAGAACGUAAGCCUGGAGAGCUGGAAGCAGCCGAGGAAGUUGGGGAGGCAGAUGUCUGACGGUGGCGGGGAGAAAUUAUUCCACGAUCUGUACCCAUUCAUUCCAGGGGGGCACCGGUCGAACCCUCCAAACAAAGGGAAGUCACAGUCGUUGCCAAAAGUUCUUUUCCCUGAGAGCCUGAGCUGCCUGGACACACCCCUUUCACUGACCGACGGGCACUUGCCAAGGUUUCCUGAGGCUCCACUGUAUCCUCCAAAUUUGGAGUCCACAAGGAACACGGAGAAGGGUGGCUUCGUGGCUCCUUUUCUACAACCUAAGUAUGGGAGACCCCUCAAGCCUCCGUCUUACGAGCUCCACCAACAAUCCAGGGGAGGGGUGGAAAACAGCGAGUACCAGGACGCCGACGACUUGUACAUUUCCUAUCUGACCAAAACCAGUGACCCCAGGCAAGAGCGCUGUGGGUCCGACUCCAGUCUGGAGCCCCCAGUCUACGUGCCUCCCCCCUCAUACCACUCACCCUCCCCUCACAUCACAAACCCAUACCUGGAAGACUCCGCACCCAGACGUGUGGGGGGCGGUCGCAGUCAGCAGCACCCUCCCACCGAAAAGGCCGGUCCCAGUUGUCAGCGUUCUCCCGGCUCCCUGGAAACCGGCCAUGGGUUCGGUACAAGCCCACUCUCUCCUCGCCGGCUGUCCCAACACCCCUGUUCCCCCUCUGCUUACAACAGCUCUGUUCAGUAUAUUCCUUUCGAUGACCCGCGGAUACGACACAUUAAACUAAGUCACCCCCAGGGUGUCUGUGAAGAAACCAAGCUCUAUGAUAGCUUAUACAGCCCUCGGCCUGCUGUCCCCCAAGAGCCAGCUCAUAAGAAAAUGCAACCUGGGGGUGCCUUUUUGAAUGUGCAAAACAUGACCCCCACGGCCUCUGCCAUUUCCUAUCCCAGCCCCCAGUGGCUGGCGGGCCGGCUCCCCUGGGAUGGGGAAAGCGGUGACGUGGCCGACCAAAGAGACAGCUGUACUGUGCAAGGACAGCGAGCUGACGGGAAAGGUGCCCAGUGUGGACACUCCGAAGGCCGUCCUUCUUCCCCAAACCCACAGGCUGAGAGUGCCUGUGAAAUCGUCACCAAGCUCAAAAAGUUUGAAACUGGACUCCAGCCCAAGAAAAGUUCAAAGAUCAAAAAGAACGAGACUGUGUUUUGCUUGGUUUCCAUCCCAGUGAAAUCCGAAUCACAUCUGCCCGCCAUAGAUAGGAACAACAAUGACUUAGAGAAGAAUGCUGAUAAAAAGAGUGGCCUUCCUAUCAGCCCAGUGUUGCAAGAACAAAGUCUCCUGAGCAUGUCUUCCACCGACCUGGAGCUGCAGGCUCUCACAGGAAGCAUGUCCAACAGAACAGAGCUACAAAAACAAGAUCUGAGAGUAGCAGAAGAUACACAAACAAAUGACCUAAGUUUCAUUCAGCCUACAGGACACCGAGAACUGAAGUACUCUACCUCUUGGUCAGGGCACCAGUUCAGAGACCAGCAGACACAGACCAAUUUCACUGAAGAAUCCAAACGCUCACAGCUCCUCCUAGGUGCGAAGCCAGGAGCCUCGGGUGACACAGUGUUGGCUCCAAAUUACUUCGACCCCGCUACCUCGGGUGCGCCAGUGCAUGCAGCACUAACUCCUGGUGACCAGAAGCAAAGGUUGAAUGGUCACUGCUUAAAAAGUCAAAUGUACCUCAGCCCCUCUAGCAACAGUGCUUUCUCGAGGACGCCCUCAGCCAUAAACCAAGCCCCUGCGCCCAGAGUGUGGCCGAGUCAGCCGCACAUGGAUGUCCACGAUCACGGGGCCAGCCCUCCACCCAAGGGCGAGGUGGUGAAGGGGGAACCCACAAGUCCAUGCAACAGUCAGCAGCUCUUUGGUCAGUUUCUCUUGAAGCCUGUGAGCCGUCGUCCCUGGGAUUUAAUAAGUCAGCUAGAAAACUUCAACAGGGAACUGCAAGAGCAGAAAGAGAGCAGCGGAGCCAACAGUGUGUGCGGGAGUGAGGAAAGUGAGGCCGAGGGCCAGCAGGAGGACAGUGGAGACUCCAGGUGGAAGCAGGCCGGAUUCAGUGGGUAUGGCCAGGCAGUGAGCGGUGAGCAGCAGCCCCGGACACCGAUGCCACCCGAGCCUGGCUUUAGGUCGGGAAGAGUGAAAAGUCAGUCUGACAGCUAUAAUGAGGAGCAGAAGGUGGGCCUUCCGGCCCCGGCCCUUCUGCAGGCCCAAGAUAGCCGAGGGGAAUCCUUCAGGUCGGCAGAUGGAAACUGGAUCACAGAGAAGAGAAAACAGGAGGUUGGAGCAAGAAAAAGCAUAGUAGCUAUCAGCCCAGAUCCUGUGAAAAGAACCAUGGCGUUUAGAUUGAGUGACACCAAGCCAGUCCCCACGUUCUCCCCAGCUGAACGGAGAGAGCCAGGGGAAAGCCAGAACUAUAGCCCUGACAUGAGUGUUCUCAAACCGAGCAAUGCCGUCACCUCAGAGGGUGAGAGUCGGGAAGACAGGGAGACUGAGUUUCUGCUUUCCCUCGCUAACAAAAACCGGGGACUCUCCGCACCAGACCUACGGUCUGUGGGGCUGCUUAUGGGGCAAGAGCCGAACGCUAGCAAGUUAGACAGCUCUUCUGAGAAAGCAAGUGCAGUAGAAAUCCCCCCAAAUGAGUCCCUCCAAGAAAGGGCUGAACGGAUCUUGGGCAUCGAGGUUGCGGUGGAGUCUCUCUUGCGGGCCAGCAGGAGACCUGAACACCAGCACUGGCCCGAAAGUAGCGAAAGUGCCUUCAGGCCCGAUUCACCCAGGGAAGAACCACUGACCAGCUCAGCCCAGCCAGAUGGCCCCUCAGCAUCAAAAGAUGCCUUUUACGGCCGGAGGAAGUGUGGCUGGACUGAAAGCCCUCUUUUUGUAGGGGAGAGAGACAUGACUAGACGGUCUGCCCACACGUCUGCCCACUCAGGUACGGACGGGGCCAUGGCCCUUGAUGCCUCCGGCCCUGAGCCCCAGCCCAACCCCCUGGGCCCCGAGUCCUUGGAUCUGAAGGACUCCGAGAAAAAACCCCCAUUCAGGUCCACCUUGUUCCAUUUUAUGGAGAAGAGUCCAAAUGUGGCAGGCUCAGAGAAGAGGUGCAGAAGUACUUCCAAAGUGAUUGAAAGUUUACAAGAGAAACUGGCCUCCCCUUCCAGGAGGGUGGACCCUGACCGCUUGCUGAGAAUGAGAGAGGUCAGCUCUGUGUCCCGGAUGAGGCUUCUGAGCUCCAGGAGCUCGGAUUCCAUGGAGGAGGCAGAGGAACUGAAGGCGGCGGAGAGGGCCCACGGGGAGCACCCAAGAAGCUUCACGUCUCUAAAUGGUGGGGACCUGGCCCAGAGAGUGACCUCUACCCCCCAGGGCAUCCUCUCCCUGGAAGACCACCAGCUUCUGGCAGCACAGAAUGCAAGGAAGAGAGGUGAUGGUGACUUCUGGUGCACAGGUGAGCCGUUGAGCAAGAUGCAGAGCCCCUGGGUGGUGAAAGAUUGA
This is a messenger RNA of Chrysochloris asiatica (Cape golden mole), 4041 nucleotides long. RefSeq names its product KIAA1462 ortholog. The record is from RefSeq and is a predicted model, not a curated record. Gene Ontology annotation, cellular component: adherens junction; ruffle membrane. The coding region runs from base 1 to 4041 and encodes 1346 amino acids. Gene Ontology annotation, biological process: positive regulation of blood vessel endothelial cell proliferation involved in sprouting angiogenesis. Lineage: Eukaryota; Metazoa; Chordata; Mammalia; Afrosoricida; Chrysochloridae. The transcript is spliced from 2 exons.